CGCGCCGCUGUGCAGACCAACUCGAUGUGCAUCUAGGCGGCGACAUUGUUUUGACAAAAAUGGAAAAUAAACAAUCCAAGAUACCACGAAAGAUCCCUCAAGUCAAACCUUCGAAAUAUGAAGCGUCUGAGGCGAUACACACCAAUAAGAAAUAUUGGACUAAAGUUUUUUCUGAGUUAGAUGUAUGUAAACUGUCGCCGGAGAAAGAAAGCCAAAGACUCUCAGAAGUUUUGCCAAAAAAUCUUUACAAAAGAGUAUGUGAUAUUUUGGAAAUGCCUGAAGUAGAACCACAGCACGAAGAAAGCCUAGAAAUUAAAGAACAUAUUAUUCGGAGAAUAAUAAAAGAACCAUUGCUGUCUUCUAGAAAGAGUUUGUACGUAAAUAGAGAGCUAGAAUCGGACACCGAUGUUGAAUAUCCGAGUGACGAGGAAAGCGAGGGGGAAUUCAAACCAAACAUUCAUCAACAGUUUCUUAGUAAGCCGGAGCGGGAACAGGUCACGUGGGCCACCCGUUACCUGCAGCCUGAGAAGGAAGAAGAAAAGAGUUUGAUCCGGAAAGCCGACGACCUCACAGACCGGAUAGCAAAUGAAUUUUGCGAGUACAUGAAGCAAUUGGGAGGCAACCAACAGUCGCAGCUGUUCAAGCCAAAAGCUAUAAAAGAGCUGUUUCAAAUUGAGUUCGACACUCAUGUUGCUCGUAGUUUGAAAGUAGUGACAAAGGAAUUGCCCUGCGUAGAAGAUCGAAUUGCCGCUGCUGUGGGAGAGCCAGAGAAAUCAGAAUACGCGGCAGUGGAAAGGCAGAUAACAAGAGACAUCAAGGAGGAGGAGAGGCCGGACGCGUACAUGGCAUUCGGUCACAGCUUCGCAAGGCACGAUCAGUGGCGAGCGCCACGGAACAACACCAAGGCGCUGUGGAGGUCUGCCCGACACGUGCCGAAGGAUCUCGUCACUUUGAAGACUGUUUGGGAGGGCAUCACUAAUUUGAGGAGUGUCCGAGAGUACUGUCGCUGGAUGAUCGAGCACCCAGAGUACCGGCGCGCGCCAUACCUCACCAGUCUGGGCAUGUUCGACCCAGCCGUGCUGGAGGCGAGGCAGACCUUUGAAGCAGGGUCACGAUGGCAACCCGUAGCAGACCCCAACUCUCCAGCUCCCGUCGAAAAUAUACGGAAACGUCUGUCGGAGCUGGCCCAGUGACCAUCAAUUUAAAGAUUUUGGCAUCAAUUUAAAGUUUAAUGUGAUUUUUUAAUAUAUCAAUUAACUAGCCAGAAGCGGUCUGGCGUUGUUGCAAAUAAAUAAAUUCUGAUUUGUUUUUUA
Molecule: messenger RNA, 1313 nt
Organism: Plodia interpunctella (Indianmeal moth)
Lineage: Eukaryota; Metazoa; Arthropoda; Insecta; Lepidoptera; Pyralidae
Exons: 9
Coding region: 60-1193 (377 amino acids)
Source: RefSeq, a predicted model, not a curated record